AUGGCUGCCAAACCAAAGUUGAACGUGCAGAACUUCCCACGUCCUCCGCUGCUGGCAAAACCCCCCAGGCAUUUGGUGAUUAGAUGGAACGGACGGACUCUGGCUGACACCACAUCCGCGUACUGGGUCUUGGAAACUACACAUCCCCCUACAUAUUAUCUCCCCCGAAACUCCAUCUCAGACUCUUUCAAGCUUGCGCAAAUCCCUGAGAAGGCAUCUCUUUGUGAAUGGAAAGGUCGGGCCACGUAUUGGGAGUUGACCGACAAGUCGACGGGGCAGACGGUCAAGAGCAAAAUAUGGAGCUACGAGUCACCGACGCCCGCCUUCACAGACAUCAAGGGAUAUUUGUCCUUCUACGCCAGCGGCGUGCCGUGGGAAUGCUUCGUCGACGAUGAGAAGGUCACCCCGCAGGAAGGCGACUAUUAUGGUGGAUGGGUGACAAGUGAGCUCGAAGGGCCCAUGAAGGGAGGCCCCGGUACAUGGGGCUGGUAG
Cladophialophora psammophila CBS 110553 is the source of this 492-nucleotide messenger RNA. RefSeq lists its product as uncharacterized. The transcript is spliced from 3 exons. The record is from RefSeq and is a predicted model, not a curated record. The coding region runs from base 1 to 492 and encodes 163 amino acids. NCBI's taxonomy places the organism in Eukaryota, Fungi, Ascomycota, Eurotiomycetes, Chaetothyriales, Herpotrichiellaceae.